UAGUUUACAAACAUGAAUUUGUGCUUUAUGCUCGUUUCUAUCCCAGUUCUGCUACUGCUGUAUUAUUGUGCCAAAGCUACUUAUUUAUUAAGCAACGACAGCAUACGAAGUGACAAUGUGAUAAAAAAGAAACAGGGAAAGUUACAUGUUCCAAAAUUUAUGUUAGAACUAUACGAAAGGAAUAAGAGUUACAAGAGGAACAAUUUCAGUGCUCCAGAUGUAGUGAGAAGCUUGAUCCCAACUCAUGCAGGCUUACUGGAGAAUAAUGAAGUGAUUGAAGAAUAUUCAGAUAAACAUCUAUUAACAUUUGAUUUGCCCAAUAAGGAAGAUGAUGAAGUCUUCGUUGAAGCUGAAUUAAAAAUAAUGACAGUCAUAGAUUCCAAUACUUACAUAAAACGUAACAUACAAUUAUCGAUAUUUGAUUCUUUCACCAACAAGUUUUUGCCUGCAUUUGAUAAAGAAAUUAAUCAUGUGAAUAACACUUGGUUGUCGUUUGAUGUAACUGUUCCCGUUUAUAAGAUAUUGAAUUCUAAUAAAAACAAAGACCUGAAGGUGAUGGUUACUGUUAAAACCUUCUAUCCACAUUUAAAACGAGGAUUUAAAUUAUCUUUAUUGCCCUCAAAUCCAGAUUUUGACCAUCAAUAUCCUGUAUUGAUGCUCUCAUACGCAUCUAAAAAGAAAAAUGUUACCAAAAGGAAAAAAAGGAGUAUUGAGGAAGAUUACGAAGAAGAAACAAAUAUAAUAUGGGAUGACGCAGGGUCGAAAAAACGUCGGACCAGACGCAGAAACACUUGCAGAAGAAAGCCUUUGUACAUUGACUUUUCUGAAAUUGAAUACGAUUUGUGGAUACUUCAACCGAGCGGAUAUGAAGCUUAUCAAUGUCAAGGAAGGUGUUUUUAUCCAGUGGCGGAACAUUUGAAUCCAACGAAACAUGCAAUAGUUCAAGCACUUUUGCACAGCGUUUCACCUUCGAGAGCAUCACGAUCUUGUUGCGUCCCAACCGCUUUAGAUUCUAUUUCUAUUCUAUAUGUGGAUGAUAAUGGUGUUUUAACAUACAGAUUUGCUUAUCAGGAUAUGGUUGUUAAGGAAUGUGGAUGCAGAUAAUUUUGUACUACUUUUUUAAAUAUAUACUAGUAUAAAUUCAGUUAAAUUAGAAACUAAAAUCAGUCAAUUGUAAUGAAAAUAUAAUAUCCUUAAAUUAUAUGUCAUGUGAGACAUUGCAUUGUGCCCCAUUUGUGUAUUGUUGAGUAUAUAUAAUAUAAUCUUUAUUUGGUGUUGGUUGAUGAUAUUGUCUUGGAUUCUCGUCAACUUUGAACAGCAAUCGAGACGUAAUGCACAUCACAAAAACUCAGUGAUAACGAUAGUUCAAAACAGUAUUAUUAUGCAUAAAAAUAUUGGCAUUAGAUUGAAUCACUAUUUGUUAUUAAUGUUUUAUCGCCGCAAAUCAAUAUCUCAAACAUCUUUCAUGUUUAUUUAUUACGGUAUUCCCCACUAGAAAAUCUCUUUAUUUUUAUUCACAUGAAAAGCUGCAUUCAAAUACAAAAAAUAAAAAUUCAAGAUUAAACUUGAGGAACUUUUUAUCUUGAAAAUGAGAAUGAAGCAACAGUUUAUCUUAACGAACAAUUUACUUAAAUUUAUAAAUGAAAUGUUUUAAAUAUAGUUACUUACAGUGUGACCCAUUUGAAAGCGGGA
Aethina tumida (small hive beetle) is the source of this 1692-nucleotide messenger RNA. Its product is annotated as bone morphogenetic protein 10. Gene Ontology annotation, cellular component: extracellular region. The coding region runs from base 13 to 1104 and encodes 363 amino acids. Gene Ontology annotation, molecular function: cytokine activity; growth factor activity. The record is from RefSeq and is a predicted model, not a curated record. The transcript has 3 exons. Gene Ontology annotation, biological process: BMP signaling pathway; SMAD protein signal transduction. NCBI's taxonomy places the organism in Eukaryota, Metazoa, Arthropoda, Insecta, Coleoptera, Nitidulidae.